Messenger RNA from Ziziphus jujuba (common jujube), 622 nucleotides. RefSeq lists its product as uncharacterized. The transcript has a single exon. The record is from RefSeq and is a predicted model, not a curated record. Lineage: Eukaryota; Viridiplantae; Streptophyta; Magnoliopsida; Rosales; Rhamnaceae. The coding region runs from base 73 to 399 and encodes 108 amino acids.
GUGUGGUACAUCCACACUGAGUAACACAACCAUUUCAUUUUUGGUCUCUCAGUCUCUGUUUCUCUCUCAGCCAUGGCUUCCUCAGCACGGCCCGAAAACUCAGCCGCCGGUGGCCAAAACCCUAAGAAAACGUUGGGGUUUAUAGCCAACGCCGUGAAACGCAAAGAUAGCUUCAUUCAGUUCUUCGCCAUGACGGGAAUUUUGCUUCUCAGUGUCAGGUCCCUUGGCCAGAAGUACCGCAUCCACGAUCUUCAAGAAGACACCUACGCUCUCAAACAAGAGCAAGAAACCCUAGCCGACCGGAUGAAGAACAUCAAGCAGGCGCUUCUCCAAGAGGCCUCUCGGGAGCCCACCGGUCUUUUCGCUUCCAGGCUUCGCCGUCUCUUUGGUGAAAAUUAAUCACUUUUUUUUUUUCCCCCUAUUUAGUUGGUUUCAAAAUUUUGAUCUAAGUAAGUUAUGAGAAAUCUGUAUGAUUUAAUUUCUGGUUAUGAAUGAAGGAUUUAUAGUUUUUAGAACAAGCAGGACUUAUAGCAUUUGGAGGCAUGUGUUCUGUGUUUGUUUAAAAUUGUUUUUUUGGUUAUUUUAGCUUGAUUAAUAAAAACCACAAAGAUUAGAAAAUGCA